GAUUGAUUGGUUGAUGGAUGUGGCAGGGAACCCUGAGCAGGGCAGACUCUAAUAAACUAGAUAACUGCCUCAUCAGGCAGGAACUUAGAAUAGAUCCGUGCACGAAAGGCUCUCUGUGCGCUGGUUUGUUUCUGUUGGAGCCAGUUGUGUUUGAACCUGCUGCUGUUGUUAAUGAUAUUCAGUUUCGGAGUGAAGAUGUGAGGAGCAGAAUAUAACAGAAGACGCCGUUACAACACAGUUAACGCUCCACCGGAAACAUGAGCAUACAGGAAAAGCCUCUCGCGCACGUAGUCUAUUGACUGCACAUCUGACAUUCACAUGUAACCAUCUGCCAGCCCUUCCUUAAAAAAGGAUGCCAACUGGCACAUCGGGAGCAGGAGGAGCUGGGCUUGAACCUGCAACUUUGCAGUUCCUGGACAACUCUUUACCUCCUGAGCCACUGCUGCCAACAGCUGAUAUUUUGCUUUGCAGUGUGGAAAAAUCAUCACAUGCGCACAGUAACCAACUGUUUCAUUGUGAACCUCUCCUUUGCCGACAUCCUCGUCACCGUCAUCUGUCUACCGGCAAGUCUUGUUGUGGACAUCACCGAGACCUGGUUCUUUGGGAGCACCCUUUGUAAAGUGGUUCCGUAUUUACAGACCAUCUCUGUGUCCGUGUCCGUACUGACCCUCAGCUGCAUCGCUCAGGACCGGUGGUAUGCAAUCUGCCACCCGCUCAUGUUCAAGAGCACGGCCAAGCGGGCACGCAAGUCCAUCCUCCUCAUCUGGGUGGUGUCCUGCAUCAUAAUGAUCCCCCAGGUCGUCGUCAUGGAGUGCAGUCAGUUCCCAGAACUCACCAACAAGACCAGCCUCUUCACCGUGUGUGAUGAGCAUUGGAGUGAUGAAAUCUACCCCAAGGUCUACCACACCUGUUUUUUCAUCUUCACAUACUUUGCUCCACUGUGCCUCAUGGUCCUGGCAUACAUCCAAAUUUGUCACAAGCUUUGGUGUCAGCAGAUUCCAGGAACAUCAUCAGGAGUGCAGAGAAAGUGGCACUCACUGCAGUGUGCCACCUUGGCAUCGGGCACCGGUCCAUCUGUCAAGGUGAAAACCAGCGCAGUGACGGCAGAGGUCAAGCAGGUGAAAGCCCGGCGGAAGACGGCUCGCAUGCUGAUCGUGGUCCUCUUUGUGUUCGCACUAUGCUACCUGCCGAUCAGUGUCCUCAAUGUGAUGAAGAGGGUGUUUGGGACAUUUCAAUAUAUAAACAACAGAGAGACGGUGUAUGCCUGGUUUACCAUCUCCCACUGGCUGAUAUAUGCGAACAGUGCAGCAAAUCCCAUCAUUUAUAAUUUCCUCAGUGGUAAGUUUCGUGAGGAGUUCAAAGCAGCAUUCUCCUGCCACUGCUAUGGUCGCCAGGAGACCGGCGAGAAACAGCGUGUGAGAACAAGAACCAGCACAGAGAGCCGGAAAUCCCUCUCCACCCAGAUGAGCAACCUCGACAGCGUCUCCCGCAUUUAUGACCAUGUGCUGUAGGCCAGUGAGAAUUCUAAAAGAGAUUCAACCAUACACAAUCAUUCUCAGAUGUGAGAAGACUUUAAAUGUUAUCAUGGCUGUGGAAUGAGCAGGGAAGUCAAUGAGCAAAGAGGGGUAUGCAUUUCCAAUAACUAAAUGAAACAAAUAUCAUACAAUUUUGUUCUCUGCACCCUUUAGAGGAUAGACCACUGAUUUGCUCAUGACAUCAAAUACAACAGGAUAUUGAUAAACAUUGGGGUGUGGUUAAAAGCAUUUGUAUAGGACUGUAUUGCUCUUCAAGAUAAAAAAUGUAUUUUGUCACCCUUCUCUAGUGCAUACCUCAUACACAGGGAACAGUGAGAGAAUGGGGAGUGAAAUGUAGUUGGGGUGUGGUUAAAAAAAAGUAUUUGUAUAGUUUUUGGAGAAACUCUGGAAACUCUAGGGAAGUUUUAGGAUAGAUGCUGCACAGACAAAAAUCAUAACAUAAAAACAUUAAUUUAUUAAUCUUCAUUUGUGAUUUCUGCUUUGUGUCAACGUUUAUUUGCUGAGACAUGAUAUGAAUGUUGUAAUUUAUUUUCGCUGUAUACUUGUUGGAAGUUGUCAUGUGAUAUGAUCAUCAUGAUCAUUAGUAUAAUCAUCAGUAUAUUGCAACAGGACAUGUACUUAGUAAGGGUAUUUAUUUUUGAAGGGUUAUAAUAAUUUCAUAUGAGCAUUAUAUGUUGUAGUUGGCUACACAAGACCAUGUCAUGGGUAAAACUGCAGUGUGUCUUUGAUUGUUGGGAGUAUAAUGAUGACAAAUAUCAGGUUUUGAUAUUUUGUUAAUUUAUAAAACCUGUUGAAAAUUACUGUAUUGCUCUUCAAGAUAAAAAAAAAAUAUUUUGUCACCUUC
This is a messenger RNA of Alosa alosa (allis shad), 2379 nucleotides long. RefSeq names its product hypocretin (orexin) receptor 2 (gene hcrtr2). Gene Ontology annotation, cellular component: membrane. Gene Ontology annotation, biological process: feeding behavior; G protein-coupled receptor signaling pathway; circadian sleep/wake cycle process. Gene Ontology annotation, molecular function: orexin receptor activity. The coding region runs from base 489 to 1511 and encodes 340 amino acids. The transcript is spliced from 9 exons. Lineage: Eukaryota; Metazoa; Chordata; Actinopteri; Clupeiformes; Clupeidae. The record is from RefSeq and is a predicted model, not a curated record.